UUUGUACCUUGUUUGCCAUUAUUUGUGGACGUCAAAUAAAUGAAAUAUGGAGGACAGCAAAGCGGCCAUUUGCCCGUUACCCGAUUGUCAGACCGUGGUGGAGCACACCCACUUGCUGCGCCACAUGAUCUCCAAGCAUUUGGAUCCGCGGGCGCGAACUUUGCCCUUUCAACUGCGCCUGCGCGAAGUGUCGACAGGUCAGCGCACCCUGCUGAUGCUCCCCUAUCGCCAGCUGAUCCUGGACCACGAUCAAUGCUUGGCCGUGCUGAACUGGAGCUCCGAGUGCCUUACUCGGAGCGACCUUACGGCACCGCAGUUGGACCUGCCGCCCUGCCAUCAAGGAUUGACCAAUCACCUGCCCAUUUUGGUGAUGGUCUGCAGGACCACAUGGAAGUCCCUUUUGAAGCAGAUCGAUGAAAAGGACGUGCAAGAAACCAGGGACGUAAGCGCGGAAUGGGGCGUUGUUUAUCUGUUUUGGCUCCUAUCACCUUUUACGCGGCGUCCCAUUUAUGCAAAUCUAGCCCUACAGAAUGGCCCGUUGCAGAGCGUUUUUCGGCGGAAUCGCCGGCGUAUCCGCAACUUUGCCAGCCGGAUGCCGAUUAGACAGUUCAUAAACGGGCUAGAUCCAUACUUUGUCAGCCUCAACGAGGAUCAGCUCGACGAGCUGUGUGGCAAUGGCGGUGGCAACCAGUACUCCGUCUACUUGGAGGUUAUAAUCGAGGGCGUGAUGCCAUAGACUUAACUUAACCCUAUAAAUACCAUUCUUAAUUCUAUUAUUAUGUACACAAUUGGGCAUGCGAACAUUAUAGAAACAAAA
This is a messenger RNA of Drosophila sechellia, 817 nucleotides long. RefSeq lists its product as uncharacterized. The transcript has a single exon. The record is from RefSeq and is a predicted model, not a curated record. Lineage: Eukaryota; Metazoa; Arthropoda; Insecta; Diptera; Drosophilidae. The coding region runs from base 47 to 736 and encodes 229 amino acids.